GUACCCCCCCCGUUUGCUUUAUUUAAAUUAUCUCGUUUCUGCCCGUCUUUUCUCCCUGGGAAGCCGAGGAGCGAGGCGGAUGGCUCAGCGUGCCUGGGAGCGGCUAACCUGGCUGCUCUCGGAGGAGGGCAGGAAGGAGAGAGCAGGAGCAGCAGCUCUCACUGCAGCCUUUUUUUUUAUGCGGGCUGCCCCUUUCCGCUCAAGCAGCGCAGCCUGCCCCGAGCAGCGGGCUGAUCGCCUCCAUCCAGCCGCAUUUGGUAUGCAUGAGCGCUGCUGUUCCCACGCAGGAGCCAGCUUUCUUAAGGAGGAUCGAUCGGUGGCCACGGCCGCGCAGCUCGCCCAGCUUAGCCCAGCCCAGCCCUCUGCCCGCUGCCCGCUCCGGGCGAGCCCUGCCCGUCCCGUCCCUCCCGGUCCCUCCGGGUCCCUGCCCCGCGGCGGGCGGGAUGCGCACGGGGUGCCCGCGCCGGGGAGGGCGGUUUCCGCGGUAGGCGCUGCCAGGUCUGCGGCUGAUCUCCCAGUGGGAUUGAUUUGCGGAGGGUCAUGAAUCAGACCGAUGCUCCCCGGCCGCUGAACUGGACCAUCCGGAAGCUGUGCCAUGCCGCUUUCCUCCCCUCCGUCAGGCUUCUGAAGGCACAGAAAUCAUGGAUAGAAAGAGCAUUUUACAAGAGAGAAUGUGUUCAUAUCAUACCCAGCACCAAAGACCCCCAUAGGUGUUGCUGUGGGCGUCUAAUAGGUCAACAUGUUGGACUGACUCCAAGCAUCUCUGUUAUUCAGAAUGAGAAAAAUGAAAGCAGGCUUACUCGCAAUGACAUCCAGUCGGAGAAGUGGUCCAUCAGCAAGCACACACAGCUCAGUCCGACGGACGCUUUUGGAACCAUUGAGUUCCAAGGAGGAGGCCAUUCCAAUAAAGCCAUGUAUGUACGUGUGUCUUUUGACACAAAGCCUGACCUUCUUCUGCAUCUGAUGACCAAAGAGUGGCAGCUUGAGCUCCCUAAACUUCUCAUCUCUGUGCAUGGGGGCCUUCAGAAUUUUGAACUUCAGCCAAAACUCAAGCAAGUCUUUGGAAAAGGCCUCAUUAAGGCUGCUAUGACAACCGGAGCGUGGAUAUUCACUGGAGGAGUAAACACAGGAGUCAUUCGGCAUGUCGGAGAUGCACUGAAAGAUCAUGCCUCAAAAUCUAGAGGGAAGAUCUGCACCAUUGGUAUCGCUCCCUGGGGGAUUGUGGAAAAUCAAGAGGAUCUGAUUGGCAAAGAUGUGGUCCGGCCAUACCAGACGAUGUCCAAUCCCAUGAGUAAGUUGACAGUGCUCAACAGUAUGCAUUCUCAUUUUAUUUUGGCUGACAAUGGGACUACUGGUAAAUAUGGAGCCGAGGUGAAACUUCGUAGACAGCUGGAAAAGCACAUUUCACUUCAGAAGAUAAAUACAAGAAUUGGUCAAGGGGUUCCAGUGGUUGCCCUUAUUGUGGAAGGAGGUCCCAAUGUUAUCUCCAUUGUUCUGGAGUACCUGAGAGACACUCCUCCUGUUCCUGUUGUGGUAUGCGAUGGCAGCGGCCGGGCAUCUGACAUCCUUGCCUUUGGUCACAAAUACUCUGAGGAAGGAGGACUUAUCAAUGAGUCUUUGAGAGAUCAGUUGCUAGUUACCAUACAGAAGACUUUCACAUACACCCGAACCCAGGCACAGCACCUCUUCAUUAUCCUCAUGGAGUGCAUGAAGAAGAAGGAGCUGAUCACAGUAUUUCGCAUGGGAUCAGAAGGACACCAGGAUAUUGAUUUAGCUAUCCUGACAGCAUUACUGAAAGGAGCUAACGCGUCUGCUCCCGACCAGCUGAGCCUAGCAUUAGCGUGGAACAGAGUAGACAUCGCCCGCAGUCAGAUCUUUAUUUACGGGCAGCAGUGGCCGGUGGGCUCCCUUGAGCAAGCAAUGCUGGAUGCACUGGUGUUGGACAGAGUGGAUUUUGUGAAAUUACUCAUAGAAAAUGGAGUAAGCAUGCAUCGUUUUCUCACCAUCUCCCGGCUAGAGGAAUUGUACAAUACGAGACAUGGACCAUCCAACACUCUGUAUCAUCUAGUCAGGGACGUCAAAAAGCGAGAAUAUCCAGGUUUCGGUUGGAUCUAUUUUAAGGGAAACUUACCUCCUGAUUAUCGGAUAAGUCUGAUUGAUAUUGGUUUGGUGAUAGAGUACCUGAUGGGAGGAGCGUAUCGCUGCAAUUACACCCGAAAGCGUUUCAGAACACUGUACCACAAUUUAUUUGGGCCCAAGAGGCCAAAAGCCCUGAAACUGUUGGGAAUGGAGGAUGAUGUCCCUUUGCGGCGGGGGAGAAAAACAACCAAAAAAAGAGAAGAAGAAGUAGAUAUUGAUUUGGAUGACCCUGAGAUCAACCAUUUCCCCUUCCCAUUCCAUGAGCUGAUGGUGUGGGCUGUACUGAUGAAGCGUCAGAAGAUGGCCCUCUUUUUUUGGCAGCAUGGGGAAGAGGCUAUGGCUAAAGCACUGGUGGCCUGUAAACUUUGCAAAGCUAUGGCCCACGAAGCAUCAGAAAAUGACAUGGUGGAUGACAUAUCCCAAGAGCUGAACCAUAAUUCCAGGGACUUCGGCCAGUUGGCAGUGGAGCUGUUGGACCAGUCAUACAAGCAGGAUGAGCAACUGGCAAUGAAACUGCUGACCUAUGAGCUGAAGAACUGGAGCAACGCCACAUGCCUGCAGCUCGCAGUGGCAGCCAAGCACAGGGACUUCAUUGCUCACACUUGCAGCCAAAUGCUGCUCACAGACAUGUGGAUGGGUCGUCUCCGGAUGCGCAAAAAUUCUGGCCUAAAGGUAAUUCUAGGAAUUCUACUUCCUCCUUCAAUCCUCAGCUUGGAAUUCAAGAACAAAGAUGAUAUGCCUUACAUGACCCAAGCCAAUGAGAUCCAUCUCCAAGAGAAGGAGCCAGAGGAACCAGAGAAACCAGUGAAAGAAAAAGAGGAGGAGGACAUGGAACUCACCGCAAUGCUGGGACGAGGGAAUGGAGAGUCCUCAAGAAAGAAAGAGGAAGAGGAAGUUCAGAGAAGGCACAGACUGAUCCCUGUUGGAAGAAAGAUUUAUGAGUUCUACAAUGCUCCCAUUGUUAAAUUUUGGUUUUACACACUGGCAUAUAUAGGCUACUUGAUGCUUUUCAAUUAUAUAGUGUUAGUGAAGAUGGAUCGCUGGCCAUCUACACAGGAAUGGAUUGUCAUCUCAUACAUUUUCACUCUGGGAAUAGAGAAGAUGAGAGAGAUAUUGAUGUCAGAGCCUGGGAAGCUGUUACAGAAGGUGAAAGUUUGGCUCCAGGAGUACUGGAAUGUUACUGACCUCAUAGCUAUCCUCCUGUUCUCCGUUGGGAUGGUGCUCCGUCUGCAAGAUCUGCCACUGCGGAGCGAUGGACGAGUGAUAUACUGUGUUAACAUCAUUUAUUGGUAUAUACGGUUAUUAGACAUCUUCGGAGUAAACAAGUAUUUGGGACCAUAUGUUAUGAUGAUUGGGAAAAUGAUGAUAGACAUGAUGUACUUUGUCAUCAUCAUGUUGGUGGUUCUGAUGAGCUUUGGUGUUGCAAGACAGGCUAUUCUCUUCCCUAAUGAGGAGCCCUCAUGGAAGCUGGCGAAAAACAUUUUUUACAUGCCUUAUUGGAUGAUCUAUGGAGAAGUGUUUGCAGACCAGAUAGACCCUCCUUGUGGUCAAAAUGAAACCAGAGAAGAUGGCAAAAUAAUUCAGCUACCUCCCUGCAAGACAGGAGCAUGGAUUGUUCCUGCCAUCAUGGCCUGUUACCUCUUGGUUGCAAACAUCCUUUUGGUGAACCUGCUUAUUGCUGUUUUCAACAAUACAUUUUUUGAAGUCAAGUCCAUAUCCAAUCAAGUAUGGAAGUUUCAAAGGUAUCAGCUAAUCAUGACAUUUCACGAAAGACCUGUUCUCCCACCGCCUCUGAUCAUUUUCAGCCAUAUGACUAUGAUAUUCCAACACCUCUGCUGCAGAUGGCGGAAGCAUGAAAGUGACCCGGAUGAGAAAGACUAUGGAUUAAAACUUUUCAUAACUGAGGAUGAACUGAAAAAAGUCCAUGAUUUUGAAGAGCAGUGCAUAGAAGAAUAUUUUAGAGAAAAGGAUGACAGAUUCAAUUCCUCCAAUGAUGAAAGAAUCCGUGUCACUUCAGAAAGGGUAGAGAACAUGGCCAUGCGACUGGAAGAAGUAAAUGAGCGAGAGCACUGCAUGAAGGCGUCUCUGCAGACUGUUGACAUCAGGCUUGCUCAGCUGGAAGAUAUGAUGGGACGAAUGGUGAUUGCCCUAGAAAAACUGACUGGCAUAGAAAGAGGUGAGACAACCAAGAUACGAUCCAGGACCUCAUCCGACUGUACUGAUGCAGCCUACAUUGUGAGGCAGAGUAGCUUCAAUAGUCAGGAAGGAAAUACUUACAAGCUUCAAGAAAGCAUAGAUCCCACUGGAGAGGAAUCCAUGUCCCCAACAUCUCCUACGAUCACACCCCGCAUGCGAAGCCACUCUUUCUAUGCAACAAACAUGAAGGACAAGUGUGGGCUGGAAAAGUUUGAAAGCAUUUUUAAGGAAAGGUCUCCAAGCCUGCAUCGAGCUAUCAGUUCCCACUCGAUAGCAAAAGAAGGAAAGACUCCCUUAGCCCCUACCAGCACUUUGUCAAUUGCCCCAGACUCCAGAAGGCCUUCUUCUUGUAUUGACAUCUAUGUUUCUGCCAUGGAUGAGAUUCAUUCUGACACAGAGCCUCUCGACAGCUCCAUAAAUAUUCUUGGUACUGGAGAUGCAGCUUUGCAGGCUCACAUAGCCUCCUCCAUUUUGGCUAACAGUGCGUACAUUAGCAGUACACCUGGCGAAAAAAUCUCUGGCAGGAGUCUUGAUUGUGAGGAAACCUCUGGAAUAGAAACAAGAGCAUUUUCUUCAGACUAUUCACAAAUCACAGAUUGUCAAAUCCCCUGGGAUUCAGACCCUCCAUUGUAUCAUGCUUUAGAGCGAUCUAAAAGCAGUCGUUAUCUGGCUACAACUCCAUUUAUUCUAGAAGAAACACCAAUUGUGAAAUCUCACAGUUUUAUGUUCUCUCCAUCUCGGAGCUACUUCAGCAGCCUUGGUGUCCCAGUCAAGACCGCAGAGUACACAAGUAUUACAGACUGUAUUGACACAAGGUGUGUGAGUGCUCCCCAGGCCAUCGCAGAGAGGGCCAGUUUCCCUGGAAGUCUUGGAGGUAAAGUGGAGGACUUGGGAUGUUGCCACCCAGAGAGAGAAGCUGAACUAAGCCACCCAAGUUCUGAUCAUGAGGAUAUUGAGGCCAAAGACAAAAAGGGGAUCCCCUUAUCUCCUCAAGAUGGCAAUUCUUCAAGAGCUCUGCCCAACAGCAUCCCAAUUCCUAAAAUAGAGCGGGCCAACAGCUACUCUGCAGAGGAGUCCAACAUGUUAUAUGCACAGCACACACGAAAGAGCUACUCUAUCAGCGACAAACUUGACAGACAGCGAAAUGCAACAGGCCUGCGAAACCCUUUCCAGAGGAGUAAGUCCUCAAGGCCAGAGAGCAGGGGGGACAACCUGUCCAUGAGGAGACUGUCAAGAAUGGGAGCUUUCCGCAGCUUUGAAAGCAAGCACAGCUAGGCCUAGACAAAGCUCACCAGCAGUCCAAGGGUCGCCUGCUCUCCAGUCCAUCUUUCUUAGCAGAACUUAAAAAAUCUCUCUUGUCACUCUUUGCCAGCUCCAGUUGGCAUUAGGCACUGGUCAAGAGAGUACGUUGUUGGUCUCAGCAUUGCCCACUGAGUUACUGCAUCUUGCCCCAGUUGACAUUUGCACUUAAGGAAGAAGGGAGGGAUUAAAGCUGUACAGAGUUUUCAGUAAACAGCAGUUAUAACUAGCCCCUUUAUGAAGUCGCAAGAAAUAAAUUAAUAGGUUCAGAAAUCUGCCUUUUAUUAGAAAGCAUCCUAAGGUCUUUGAUCAUCAUUAAAGUUUGCAGGAUACAGGAAUUAACUGGCAAAAUACAUGUACAAGUUAGAUGUUCUAAACUUCAAUCACAACUUCUUUUUCAUCUGUUUCACUGUUGUGAUGGCUGAUGAAAAGCAUUUAUUUCUGCAGUAAAUGGCAGCAAACAAACCUAAAGUCUCCCAAAUCCCUUGCAUUCCACACUUCUGGAGAUGAAGAAAAAUGAACAAGAUAACAACCAUAACGUUCACUUGUCUCUUUUUGUAUCAACUUCUAGUGCCACAAAAAGUUUGUAUUUUCAAGAGCAGAAAGGGAAAUGAAAUGUCUUUUGUACUGCAACUUAAAUGGAGGAAAGAUUUAUGUUAAAAUAUCAGGUGAUAACCUGUAUAAAACAGGCAUUCUAGAUUCUAGUGCAGCUGAGGAAGCUCAGGAUGAAUGUAAUUAAGUGGAAUAGUAUAUAUUUAUUUUUUUAACCACAUUUGUCACCAGU
Messenger RNA from Pezoporus flaviventris, 6418 nucleotides. RefSeq names its product transient receptor potential cation channel subfamily M member 3 (gene TRPM3). The coding region runs from base 541 to 5610 and encodes 1689 amino acids. The record is from RefSeq and is a predicted model, not a curated record. Gene Ontology annotation, molecular function: monoatomic cation channel activity. Gene Ontology annotation, biological process: protein tetramerization; monoatomic cation transmembrane transport. Gene Ontology annotation, cellular component: membrane. NCBI's taxonomy places the organism in Eukaryota, Metazoa, Chordata, Aves, Psittaciformes, Psittacidae. The transcript is spliced from 26 exons.